CACAAAUCUACUACACGUCUACGCACCGAUACGCACCGUAUCACUCACUCUACGAGCGUCUGCUUCUGUUGCCGCAUCCAUCUCUUUCGCGUACUCGCGAAGCAGCUCAAGAACACGGUCACCCAGCAACUGGAAAUCUGACAGCUCGAGGUAGAUCUGAGCAGAAAGGCGCAUCCAAAACAUCCGCUUGCUCCCCUCAGUCGGGUCAACAUCUGGAGGUAGCUCACGACCGUCACCUGCAUGCACCAACGGACACGUGAACAUUGCGUCCAUUUGUCUACCUUUUCUCUUUCAGCCUCACUUGCGAACACGAUGACGUCUUCUCGCGGGAUUGUGACGAACCGAAGGGGCAGCGGCGUAGCGAAGCAAACGACAUACGUCUGAUACCGCUCGAACAGGUCUCUCUGCAGUCUCUCGGCCACCGCCCACUCGCUCACGGGCAGCCGCACUGUCGCCAUGGCAGCGCUCAUCUCUGGCGGAGCGGCCAAUUCUGUCUGCCAGUUCUUGGCGAGCAGCUGGCCUCCCUCGUCAGCAAGCUUCUUCAGGUAUGCCAUGAUCUCGGCAUCACCGAAUCGCUUUCGGAAGUCCAGACAGGCAUCCAGAGCGCAGAAUGCCGUGUAGUCUCUCGUACCGGUGUACUGAACCACACACACAUACACACACACACACACACACACGAGUCUGCGUCGGCAUGUGUUUGUUGCCCACUCAUGUGUGCAUGGAUCUUACCUCAAACGAGCCUUGGAAGUCGUCUUUGUAGUCGGACGAAAUCACCGUCGGUCGGACGGUGUCGUGCUUGGAGCGGCGGACGAAGAAAAUGGCGGUUCCCUUCGGCCCAUACAGCCACUUGUGUGCGUUGGCAACGUAGAAGUCCACUCCUUUGUCGGCAAGAUCGCUGAGGUCGAAGGGAAUCUGUCCGAGAGCAUGCGCGCCGUCAAUGACGACAUUGAUGUUGCCUUUCUCGCGACACAAGGCUGCCAGCCUCUCGACUGCAAGAACCAUACACACAGAUGCAAGGGAAUGUCCGGACAUUGCAGCCUGCCCCUUUCCCGACCUGGCAAGAUGACCGGGGGCACCGAUGCGAUGUGUGAGAAGACGGCCAUCACCCCUCGAUGGCCAUACUUGUCGAGAGCUGCCCUAACGGCGUCGACGAUGGCCUGCUCGCUGCUCAGUGGGAAGUCCACCAUCACCACCAGUGGCACAAACCUCUCACCGACAUGUUUCUUGAGAAAGUCCACGGUGAACGGGACCAUUGCGUACGCCGUCGACAGCAUCAGCACUAUGGGCGGCUCCUCUGCUGACCCAUAUGCGUCGAAAUCGACGGAUCGGAGGAUGGCGUUGAUGCCGCUCGAAGCCCCCUCGACAAGCACGAGAUUCAGGAUCACAAUGGACGUAGGCAGCCAUCUUCGCACGCGUCACCUUGAGCAGCUCACGGUACUCCUUGCGGAAAAACAGGUCUGGAUAUGCCUCCUGCCGCUCAAAGAGAGUGCGCUGAUAUUGCGCAACGGGCCGUGUGACGCUCCCAUAGCUGCCGUGAUUGAAGUUUGUGAACCCGUCAGCCAGCUGCACACACAUACACUCAUUGCAGCAGAUGACCAUCAAUGGAGCGCAUUGAGUACGGCUUCGUUAGAGCACUCACAUAGAAGUGAUGACGGCACGAGUGGCCGAGGGCCUCCUUCUGGUGGUCUGGCAUUGUAACCACUGUCGAGAUGAAUGAGCUGCAGAGAAGCCACAGCUGAUGCAUAUCCCCUCCUUGGGAGAUCUCGGCAUGUGAGUCAGAGGACCGUCAGCAAGAUGACAGGAAACUCACCACAAACGUCCCAUCCGUCAUGAUCUGGGCACCCAUCAGCUUCAGCCGACCGUCUCCCCGCU
This is a messenger RNA of Vitrella brassicaformis, 1872 nucleotides long. The record is from the annotation of a GenBank genome assembly. NCBI's taxonomy places the organism in Eukaryota, Vitrellaceae.